This is a messenger RNA of Triplophysa dalaica, 1046 nucleotides long. RefSeq lists its product as uncharacterized. Lineage: Eukaryota; Metazoa; Chordata; Actinopteri; Cypriniformes; Nemacheilidae. The record is from RefSeq and is a predicted model, not a curated record. Bases 149 to 817 code for a protein of 222 amino acids. The transcript has 3 exons.
CAACCUUGUGAUUUAUGAGGAAGUUUACAGGUAAAUGCAUUCAGAACCAAUGUUAUUGUCAUAAUAGUUUCUGUUCAAUGUAUAUUCUCUUUUCAUUGAAUGUAAUUUUCAUUAUUGGAUAAGUUAAGUUCAGUGCAGCCCUUUGCACAUGUACACAUUAUUUUAUCCCAGAUCUGCAGUGGUUAACCAUGGGAUGUGGGACCAAGUCAGGGUUGACCAUGGCAAGGAGUUUUAUAUGUGCUUGUACAUGCAAGAGAUGCUGUCAAGACAUAGAUACAACCCUAGCAGGCCACCAUACCUUCAAACAACAUCAAAAAGGAAUCUUCGAGUGGAAAGGAUUUGGCCCGAGGUGAACUACCCACUGAAACACGCCCUGGUACACAUGCUGGACCAAGAAGUCCUCAACAUGGAGGACAAUUUGACUAAAUUCUGCAUUUCAAACCUGACAUGUCAGUUAAGUCAAAUUGGACUAGGCAGAGUGGUGCAAUCGUGGAAUGCACACAGGAUCCCAGGCCGUGGGAUACCCAAUGAACUCGCAGCAGGUGGCUGUCCAGCUAAAAUCUCUGAAGAGCUGUUGCCCAAUGCCUCUGUUGUGGCAAACAUGUAUGAGCAAGAUUUUGGAUCCUCGCUGACUUGGGAGUCAGUAUUUGGAACUGACCCAUUUUCAUCUGAGGAGGAUAGAUGUCAUGCAGAACAAGACUUUGCAGAUACCUACCCUGACAUCUCUCUUCUUUUUAAUCAUGUGGUAAACAAUGACUAUACACCUUUCCAAGAUGCCUUGUUGCACUUAAUAAAUGUCACCCAAAGAUAUGUCUGAAAAAAGUAACUGGAAUGCUGUGGUAUUGAGUAGCUAGGACAUCAGACUUUGUUAGUGCUGAUUCAAAGUUUGUCCACCAUUUAUGCUAUUAUAGUUUUGAUAUAAAAUCACUGUUGAAUAGACUAUUGAUCGGUCUCAGUGUGUUUUGUUCUUUACUUCAUCAAACUGUAUUCAGUCUGCAUACAGCUUCUAUUGAUACCCUCUUAAUUGUUGCAUUUUUUACUGUAUG